AAUUCGUCUUUCAAAGCACGUGACGAUCGAUGCCUGGCCGACCGCGAGUAGUGAGAGUGAAGUCCGAUGAUGCAGCCGCGGAGCCUGCACGCCCGACGCAGCGCCGUGAAGCCGUGAGCUACGUGCGCAAGAUGGAGAUUGUGGCACACUACGAGACACAUAAUAGUCUGGACGAGACGGUGGCGCUCUUCUUCCCGGACGCGCCGGCGUCGCAGGUGCGCGCCAAAAAGCAGCUUGUCAUGCGCUGGAAGCGCGAACGCGCCAAGAUCGCGGCCAUCUGUGAGGCCGGUGGAGGCCGAAAGACCAACGACCGCAAGUUCGGCAUGGGCGCCACGCUGUCGGCUGAAGCUGAACAGCGUAUUGUCGACUGGAUGCACUCAGAACAGGCAGCCGGCCAUGUCGUGUCGGCCAAGCGUCUCACCGAGCGCGCUAUGCAGGCGGCACAAGAGGACAAACUGCAUCCGGACAGCUUCAAGGCUUCGUGGACGUGGAGACAGUCAUUUCUGCGGCGACACGGCUUCACGCAGGGCGCGCAGAGAGGACAGACCAUACCAGACACAGACUCUGCACCCGAUACUGUGCCGGACACAACGAAAACAGAUACAGCAAUAACAACUUUGUAGAGCAGAUAGAUAGAUUGAGUGUUGUUAUUAAACUUGAGUAGCUGAGGGCGCGAUGAAGGUUAGUAGUAGUAGACUCCGGCCUUCACCAUGGCGCUUGCGAAGCGUGUCUCCUCGCAGCUUUUAUUUGGCAUCCGCUUGGUGAUUAUUGUAGGCGGGUACCAGCCCAUAGUAAUGGAGUCUGUAACAGGUGCUAGGGCCUUGUCACGUGGAUCCUUCUCCAUACGCUGGUGCUUUACCAGCUUGGCUCGAAAGUCAAGGUUGGACACGAACUCACGUGUCGGAAGGCCGUUUUUCAGGUACGCGUUGUGAGCGGAAGCGGCCGCCAUGGACUGCGAGUGGCGACAGAUUUCGUCCAUUUGGGCUAGGAACGUGGCCAGGUCGAUUGACUGGGAGCUGCCAGCGCCGUUCUGUAGACGAAAGGCUUGCCCAACGAGCGUUCGGGCGCUGCCAGGCACGUUGUCGACGCCUUUCGGGCAUUUGUAGAGAUACCGCAACAUGACUGGUAACUGUGAUAUUGUAAUGGUGGCCGAAUCUAGCUCGGCAUUCGCGGCUUUGACAUCUUCCUCGCUUUCGGAAUACAGCGAGAAACCAGGUCGAUAAGUCUGCAUGAAGGCGUCUUGGAAGUCACGUCCCUGGAACGUGUGGAUCGGAGUCUCUUUCACCGGGUCGAACGAACCUUGCGAGCCGAGAAAAGUGAGGCCGAAGAAGGCAGACAUGUUGGUGGAGCCUUGGGUUGAAGAAAAUGAGGUAAAUCACGAUGGACUGAGCUGGAUAAAUGUGGAGUGCAUGCGAGUAUUUAAGCAAUCGCGCUACAAAUAGUUCUGUGAGAUGAUAACGGCCAAAAUAAAUGCCAAGUACGAGAAGUAAGUUUGGUUACAAGUUGGAGCG
Molecule: messenger RNA, 1511 nt
Organism: Phytophthora nicotianae INRA-310
Lineage: Eukaryota; Oomycota; Peronosporomycetes; Peronosporales; Peronosporaceae
Exons: 1
Coding region: 30-623 (197 amino acids)
Source: RefSeq, a predicted model, not a curated record